CAGAGCCUUUCGUAACUUGUUGGUUUCAACCAUCCGCCGGCUCCCCAAACUUAAACCCACGCACUCUCUAAUCACCACCGCUCCAUCUCAACCUCACUCCCUGCGGGGAACCAACGACCUCGUCCAUCGCGUAUCGAGCAUUCCCCUUAUAUUCCAUCUCUAAAUGACCUCUCUUCCCCUUUCCCAUCGCCAUCUGGUAUAAAGCCGUCCAUUCCUUUUGCAUGAGGGCGUAAUCUACAUCUUCCUCUGGCUUCGCGCAGCCCCUCGCGCCGCUGGUUCCCUUCUGUCCUUGAAGCACAAUGCAGAUCGACCCGGCCGCGCUGACUGGGGCAACUUCAUCGUCUACUAUCCCGGUGACCAAGCAGCCUGUUGUUCUGCCUCCGGUAACGACCCAGAAAACAUCCAAGGCUCUUAUUUCUGUUCCGCGACUUGACCUUGAGCCGAUAUAUACGGAGUUAAAGGCGGCCAUCGGCAUUCACUGGACAGAGUACAAGGAGGCUAUCGCUCUCUUUCUUCUAGGCCAUCUGAACCAGCAUGAAUUCGCAUCGCGAGUCGACCAUUUCCUCUCCUCUGACCCUAAAAUCGAGCACCUACAUAACAACUUCGUAUGCGCAAUUAUUGGCAACCUUACGAGAGACCUUCCGGACCAUGGCGUUGCAGGCUGGGUUUCUGCGCAUGAUAAACCGACGGUAGUAUCAAAACCUAUAUCCGGCGAUGCGGCGGAGCAGAGACUUAAAACGGAGGUUAAACAAUUGCCACCAAAAGAUAGACGAAGAUUAAAGGCGCUUCCUGAGCCGGACCCCCAUUCUAUACCCAAUCCACUCGAGGAGUAUCACCAGGCCAAACAGAUCCGGCUCCCCGAUCAAGUACCUGCCAGUGCUGGAGGGCUGAACAAAACAAACUGGGAACUUGAAAUUCGAAAACGUUACGCUCAACCCCUAGCCUCGGAAAUCGGGGAAUUUCCCGAUGCAGAUUCGAUAUAUGCGCGCAUGGUCCCAAUAUGCUACGAGGAGUCGGUGGUCAAUGGAGCUUCAUUUCCAUGCGCGGUGUUCAUGUCCAUCGCAACCGAAAAUUUUGUAAAGGAAUUCCUGUCUACUGUGUUCGCGAGAACAAGACUGAAUGGACCCUCGGGGACCAUCAAUGGAACCAUGACGCGAAAGUACCGACGGCAGCUUGAACGCGAAGAAAUGGCAUUCACCCGAGGAGAGUUAGUAAAGAACACGACAAGUGGCUUCCUCCCCGUCGAGGCCAAGGAAGCAAACACAAGACAAGCACUUGGUGUGCCGGACUUGAGAUUGGCCCUGGAACUUGGCGGCGGCCUGCUAGGACAUAUGCCCCUGGUCGUCGAUGAGAUAUUGGGCGGAUACGUCGAGGAAGAGCUUGAAGCUGAACGACAAGACUACAUGGAGAGCUUAAACGAAGCCAACCACCUAAACGGGGUCGAUGGGUACUCCGAUGAUAUGGAUAUUGACGAAUCCGGUUGGGAGUGGGAUGGCGCAACUCCCAAGGAUCAAGCCCAGCUAGGAAGCCUUCUUGAUGAUUGCCUUUCGAUGGCAGCGUGAGGCGUCUGCCCAUUUGUACUACUUUUCACGUCCAUUUUCAUUUCAUUCCUCGUAUCUAGGAAUGUUGGUCAUGUAUAUACCAUUGGAGUGAGUGAGUCGGUGGCUAAGGCGUUUGGGACCUUUUUCUUUUUGGUCUUCCUUUAUUACUUGCUCUGCCACCCUUUUUAUUGCUUACUAUGUUUAUUUACCCCUUUGCCUUGUGUUUUUUUGUUUGUUUUCUAUUACCCCCUAUAUAUAAACCAUAAUGACCACGGACCCUGAAUGAGGUGGGAUUCAUUAUUCAUUACUUUGGGAUACCUCGUGAUUUUCAUGCUUUGUGGCGGGGCCCGGUGCAUGGGUGAUUUAAGGGUUUCUAUUUUCUUCUUUUUUUGCUUCUUCCUAUUGUUUUUCCUUCCUGUAUCUAUAUACUUAUACUUCCGGCGCGCGCUUGUGUGGGCUACUUUCUCACAAAAAUUGAUUAACUUGGGAAUUAUGCUUCACUAUUCUGGGAGGAGUGGGUUUCAGCUAAUAGUGUCUCUGCUGGAAAAGGGCAACCCGUUUGUCUCUGAAUAUUUACAGCCAUUGUUCUUGUCAUUGUGCCAAUCGUUGGGCCCGUGCUAUCAGAUCCAGAUAUCAUCGUUACGUAUUCUGUUGUCCAGGUUCAUACGGGUUGCAAUUCCUGAUGAAUGCGUUACUGGUGGUGUAUUUAUAAAUGAACAGAGCAGAUAUCCUCAUAACAUUAUCAUAAUAUAUGAACCCGUUAACUUCAGUGUAGCUGUUAA
This is a messenger RNA of Blastomyces dermatitidis ER-3, 2323 nucleotides long. RefSeq names its product transcriptional coactivator HFI1/ADA1. The transcript has 4 exons. Gene Ontology annotation, molecular function: transcription coactivator activity. Gene Ontology annotation, cellular component: SAGA complex. Bases 300 to 1562 code for a protein of 420 amino acids. Gene Ontology annotation, biological process: regulation of transcription by RNA polymerase II. The record is from RefSeq and is a predicted model, not a curated record. NCBI's taxonomy places the organism in Eukaryota, Fungi, Ascomycota, Eurotiomycetes, Onygenales, Ajellomycetaceae.